AUGCCCGUGACCUUUGCCCUCUUGUUCCUCCUGAGCCAGGCCACCGCAGACCCAUGCUACGAUCCAGGGGGCCACCCCCGCUUCUGCCUCCCGCCAGUGACCCAGCUGGCUGGUGUGACGGCCUCCUGCCCUCAGGCCUGUGCCCUCUCCCCGGGGAUGGACCUUGGCCUCCAGGCCUCCUGCAAUGGCAGCCUGGCCCUGGCCCUGGGCGCUCCCUUCCUGCUGACGUCCAUCAGCCUGCGCUUCUGCACCCCAGGAUCCCCGGCCCUGGUCCUAUCUGCUGCUUGGGCCGCAGGGGGUCCCUGGAGGCUACUGUGGCGCAGACCUGCCUGGCCCGGGGCCUUGGGAGGCCCUGAGCGGGUGACCUUCCGUGCCCCGCCAGGCCCUAAGGCCAGCGUGGUGGCCAGCCACCUCCUCGUCGAGCUUGGAAGCCGAGCAGGACUCGCUGCGGCUGGCGUGAGAGGCCGCUGCCAGUGCCAUGGUCAUGCUGCCCGCUGCGCGGCCCGCUUGCGGCCCCCCCGCUGCCGCUGCCGCCACCACACCACCGGCCCUGGGUGCGAGAGCUGCCGCCCAUCCCACCGCGACUGGCCCUGGCGGCCUGCCACGCCCCGGCACCCCCACCCCUGUCUGCCCUGCUCCUGCAACCAGCACGCCCGACGCUGCCGCUUCAACGCUGAGCUGUUCAGGCUGUCCGGUGGCCUGAGCGGGGGUGUCUGUGAGCGGUGCCGCCACCACACAGCCGGGCGGCACUGCCACUACUGCCAGCCGGGGUUCUGGAGGGACCCCAGCCGACCCAUCACCAGCCGAAAGGCUUGCCGGGCCUGCCAGUGCCACCCCAUUGGGGCAACAGGUGGUGUCUGCAACCAGACCAGUGGGCAGUGCUCCUGCAAGCUGGGGGUCACGGGCCUCAGGUGCAACCGCUGUGGCCCUGGCUACCAGCAGAGCCGAUCCCCCAGGAUGCCCUGCCAGCGAAUUCCAGAGGCAACAACCACUCUUGCCACCACUCCUGGUGCAUACAGCUCCGACCCUCAGUGUCAAAACUACUGCAAUAUCUCGGACACCAGGGUGCACAUGAGCCUUUGGAGGUACUGCCAGCAGGACUAUGUUCUCCACGCGCAAGUACUGGCGAUCGAGGUGGCUGGUCCCGCGUGGUGGCGGCUAGCCGUGCGCGUCCUGGCUGUGUACAGGCAACGGGCGCGGCCAGUGCCUCGGGGCGGCCAGGACGCCUGGGUGCCUCUCGCCGACCUGGCCUGCGGCUGCCUGCGCCUGCGGCCCGGCGCCAACUACCUGCUGCUGGGCAGCGCAGCCGGCGGACCGGACCCCGCGCGCCUCGUCCUCGAUCGCCACGGCCUCGCACUGCCCUGGAGGCCGCGCUGGGCCCGGCCGCUGCGGAGGCUGCAGCAGGAGGAGCUCGCCGGGGGCUGCCGCAGCCUGCAGCCUCCGACACUGGGCCCCGGGCCCGAGCAGUGGAGCCAGGGCUGA
Molecule: messenger RNA, 1482 nt
Organism: Trichechus manatus latirostris (Florida manatee)
Lineage: Eukaryota; Metazoa; Chordata; Mammalia; Sirenia; Trichechidae
Gene: NTN5
Product: netrin 5
Exons: 6
Coding region: 1-1482 (493 amino acids)
Biological process (GO): animal organ morphogenesis; tissue development
Molecular function (GO): protein binding
Source: RefSeq, a predicted model, not a curated record